AUGGUUUUUGUGUACUGGAUGUACAAGUUGGCGACUGAGAGGCCUAAAAAUUUCCCACCAGGUCUACCGAGAUUGCCAAUAUGGGGUAGUUAUUGGUUUAUUUUGCUGGCGAAUUAUACUUUUUUGCAACUGGCUUUUACUAAAAUUGCAAAAUUAUACAAGUCCAAAAUAAUUGGAUUUUAUGCAGGAGAUUUUCUUGGCGUAGCUGCACAAGAUUAUGAAACGAUCAAAGAAAUUCUGAAUAAAAAAGAAUUUGAUGGAAGAAUGGAUGUUAUAUUAGCAAGAAUGAGGGAUCCAAAAGAAAAUCUGAGAGGUAUAUUUUUUACUGAUGGUAACUUUUGGCAUGAACAACGUCGCUUUGCAUUACGUUACAUGAGAGAUUUUGGAUUUGGAAGACGUUGUCCUUCAUUAGAAGCAAUGAUCAAUGAGGAGUUAAACGAUUUAAUUAAUUUGCUCAAAAACGGUCCAGUAGAGAAAGAUGAAAAUCUGGUUUGCAGAGAUGGUUUAAUAAUGAUGCCAAACAUAUUUUUUAUGGCUUUUAUAAAUUCUUUCAUGGCAGUGUUUUCCCGUGAAAGAUGGCCAAGAAGUAAACAUCAUGAAUUAAUUAAGUUGGGCCGAGGAGCUAUGGUUUUUCAAAGAGCUGGAGAUGAUAUGGGUCGGGCCCUAUCGCAGACCCCUUGGCUAAGACAUAUCAUCCCUGAAAUGUCGGGGUACAACGACCUUAAAAGAGGAAAUAAAGUUAUAUACGAAUUCAUUGAGAAAAAUGUUGAAUCAAUUAUGAAACAACACGAAGACGGAGAUGAUCGCAGUUUUGUGGACAUUUAUUUAAAUGAAAUGACAAAAAGGCAAAAAAAUAUUUUUAAUAAAGAUGAUGAAACAACAUUUUCAGUCGAUCAAUUGAUACUGACGGGGGCGGAUUUUCUCUUUCCGUCGACAACGGCGUUAGGGGUGCAACUAUGUUAUUUAUUUUUUCAUCUGAUGUAUAGACCAGAUGUCCAAGAUAAAAUUCUUGAAGAGCUUGACAGAGUAGUCGGAAGAGGACGAUUGCCAAAUCUUGAUGAUAGGCCACACAUGCCGUAUACGGAGUCAUGCCUGCGCGAAACUAUGCGAAUUGAAACCUUGGUUCCUUUAAAUUUGCCGCAUCGCGCCCAAACUGACACCUCCUUAAAUGGAUACAAUAUACCAAAGAACACUAUGGUCAUAACCAAUUUAUGGAGUAUACACCACGAUUCCGAUAUAUGGGGAGAUCCUGAAGUAUUUCGACCUGAACGAUUUUUGGAUUCACGCGGUUUGUUAAAGAAAAAAGAUAUCACUUUACCAUUUGGAGCAGGAAAACGUUUGUGUGCUGGAGAAACGUUUGCACGUCAGAAUAUGUUCCUGAUGUUUGCAUCCUUAGUUCAAAAUUUCAUAUUUUCACCAGCACCCGGAAAAGAGAAACCGCCGCGCCGGGGAGAACUAUCAGGAUUCAUAAUUUCUCCAAAGGACGUUUGGAUAAAGUACCAAGUGCGGUAUAGUUAA
This is a messenger RNA of Ctenocephalides felis (cat flea), 1518 nucleotides long. RefSeq names its product probable cytochrome P450 304a1. The record is from RefSeq and is a predicted model, not a curated record. The transcript is spliced from 9 exons. Bases 1 to 1518 code for a protein of 505 amino acids. Gene Ontology annotation, molecular function: iron ion binding; monooxygenase activity; oxidoreductase activity, acting on paired donors, with incorporation or reduction of molecular oxygen. NCBI's taxonomy places the organism in Eukaryota, Metazoa, Arthropoda, Insecta, Siphonaptera, Pulicidae.